GGAAGUUGCUACAGAGUGACAGGUGUGUCCUCCUCAGUGAUUGGUUCAGAGGUGAUGAUGUCAUCAGUGAAGGUGGAAUGCGUGGUGAAGGAGAGUGCUCUGAUUGGUGAAGGGCCGGUGUGGGAGGAGUCAGAGCAGACGCUCCUAUUCGUCGACAUCGUUGGGAGGAAAAUCCACCGCUGGAGUCCAACGACCAAUCAGAUCCAGUCUGUGGAAACAAGUCACAUGGUGGGCUUUGCGGUUCCUCGGAGGUCAGGUGGUUACGUUGCAGGUGUGGGCCGCAGCAUUGUGGCUGUUGAUUGGUCGACUCAGACGAUGACAUCAUUGGCGGAAGUGGACGAAGACAAACCGAACAAUCGUCUGAACGACGGGAAGGUGGAUCCUCUGGGACGCCUGCUGGCAGGGACGAUGUCGAUGAUGGAGGGUUCGGCGGAGUUUGAGAAACAGCAGGGGUCACUGUUCUCCCUGACCUCUGACCUCACUCUCACCAAACACCUGAGCCAGGUGGACAUCUCUAACGGGAUGGACUGGUCUUUGGAUCAGAAGACGUUUUUCUACAUUGACAGUUUGUCUCUGAGUGUCGACGCGUUUGAUUACGACUCCACCACCGGACAGCUGGGUAACCGCCGUGUGGUGUACCGCCUGCAGGAGGGGGAGGGGCUUCCUGACGGGAUGACAGCUGAUGCUGACGGUCGUCUGUGGGUGGCGUGUUACAACGGAGGCCGGGUUCUCCACAUAGACCCCACUACUGGUGUGCGGCUGCAGACCGUCCCCCUCCCGGUGAUGAAGACCACCUCGUGCUGCUUCGGAGGUCCAGAUUACUCCGACCUCUACGUGACCUCGGCCCGUCUGGGUCUCAGCGAGGAAGAACAGAGACAGCAGCCUUCAGCCGGAGCCACGUUCAGGGUGACUGGUCUCGGGGUCAAAGGUCGUCCUUCCAACUCAUUCUCUGGAUGAUCGUCAGGACCCGAACAGCCAAUCACAGAACAGAUUGAUUAAUGUUAACAGUUAAUCUCUCAGCUGCUAGUGAUGAAUAAUUAUAUAAUAUAUAUAUAUAUAUAUAUAUAUAUAUAUAUAUAUUAUAUAACCUUAUUAAUAAAUUAAUAAGGUUUAUUAAUAAAGGGUUAAUAAGGUUUUAGCUCUUUAAUGAACGCUGAUUUGCAUAAUGAAACAAACCUGUAUCAGAAAGAAAUGAUGACAGCCAAUCAGAAACAAGGAAACUGUAACCUGCAGCCAAUCAAAUGAUCCAUAUUCUGACAUGUGACUUUGUAUAAUUAAUGAAAAUAAAAUAAAACUUGA
Scomber japonicus (chub mackerel) is the source of this 1299-nucleotide messenger RNA. It is a transcript of the gene rgn, whose product is annotated as regucalcin. The coding region runs from base 55 to 957 and encodes 300 amino acids. The record is from RefSeq and is a predicted model, not a curated record. Lineage: Eukaryota; Metazoa; Chordata; Actinopteri; Scombriformes; Scombridae. The transcript is spliced from 8 exons. Gene Ontology annotation, biological process: L-ascorbic acid biosynthetic process. Gene Ontology annotation, molecular function: calcium ion binding; gluconolactonase activity; enzyme regulator activity.